GAUGCAUUGAGUCUAUUGCCUGCAUCAGUAGGCAGGCAGGAGAAAAAGGCUGACCCACUCCAUUAGUCAUUUCUCCACUCAGUCACCCCUCCAACCACCCUGAGGCCUUACUCAACGCCUUAGACACAAAAAUCUUACACACGGCAACUCACUGGCUACACAACACACUUGUCUGUGUGUGUGUGGUGUCGGCCCAGUUGACCGACCGGUCAUCGCCUGACUUUGAUGGUGAGGUACUCCCGCUCGGAAGGAGCGAACCAGUCAAACUCAUUGGGCCUCUUGAUGGACAGCAACACACCCAUACCAAUUCGCCACACGGUCUCAUUGAUACGCCUGCACAUAACACACCGGCACAGACACACAGACACACAUCCCUUCUCCGGUCGGUUGCGGUGCAUCCAUCGGAUCACUGAUAUCUGGCGGCACUCUCGGGGUUCUUCUGGGACAUCUCAUACUGGUACAAAGCCGACAUGCACCGCUUCUCACACUCCUUUGCCAGCACCUCCACCAAAUCCUGCCUCAUCAUCACGCCGACCUUGGCCGCCUCCUCCCUGGCCUUGUCGGCGACGCGCUCCCUCAGCUUCGCGUACACCUGCUGCCACUUGCGAUCGGUGUUGCGGUUUUCGAUUUUGGCUGCCUUUUUCUCGCUGUAAGAUGGCGAGGCCGUUCGUGUGGAUGAGCCGGCUGCUGCAGCGCUUUGGCUCUGGGUGGUUUGGGUGGAGGCCGCUGAGAGGCGGGCCUCUGGACACAAAGAGUAUACCAUACAGGGAGUGUACACAUGUGUAUCAGUGCGUGUGUAGAGGGAGAAGCUAAGCUACUCUUCGGUGGCGACUCGUCGGCUGCAGGAACGACCAAGCAAGCGGCAUUGUGGAACAGACAAGCACGAAGGGAGCGCAGGCAAAGAUGGCAUGUGUGCAGUGAUCCACUUUUUGCGUGCGUACCCUGCCGCCUUGUCAUGCCAACGCCCACCUCCUCCCGGAUCGCUUUGAACUCCCUGAAAGAUCCAACGCAAACACAGAGAGCAAUACACGCCUCUCCCUCCCUCAAUCGCCCCCCCGCUCUCUAGCUCACUCGGUCAACAGGUGAGCCGCCCACUCCUCCAAACCGCCCGGCCCCGCCCCGCCCCCGCCCUCAGCAAUCCGGCAGAUGUCGGGAUCGGCCCGGAGGAUGAAAAACUGCUGUGUGUCGAGAUUCGAGAAGUCGCUCCUCGUCCAGGGGAGGUACUUGUGACGCCACUCACUGGCCCGGUGCUGGCCGAUGUGCUUCCACAGCUGAGAGAGCACUGAGCCAUUGUCGAGGGGUCGGCCUUUGCCUUUGCCUCGCCAGAUGGGCCGGCCGCUGUAGGGGCCGACUCUGUACUCGUGGCAGAGAGAGAGAGAGAGAGAGAGAGGUGGAUGUGUGGGCGUCUUUUCUGGUGUGGAUGGAUGGAUGGUUGCGUACAGGUCGUCGACUUUCUUCAUGUCGGCCUGGAAGCCCGUCUUGGAGCUAUCCAUCGCCUGCACACACACACAGCCCAUACACACACACACACGUGUGCCAGACAGGCCACGCAGGGGCUUCCCUACCAGCGCACAAAGCUGGCCGAGCAUCCUGGUCGUGGGGUCGCUCAUGCCUUUCUUCUCCAACAGCACAAACCACUGGUAAGACAGCAGCCCCACCUGGCUGCCGCCACGCCUCGCAUGCGCCUCGUCCAGCAGACACUCGUGCAGCACCUGGCCCAACGUCAGACGCCCAGGCUGACCUAGGGUGGGGUCGUUCUGCACCAGCUGAUGAGCCUUCCUCUCCAGGCGAUCUUUCACCCUAGCAGACAGAGACAGACACACACAAAGCGGGUGACUUCAUGUUGGGUGUUGUUGUAUUUUUGUCUGGUGUGGUUACGAUUCGGGUUUGUCGCCUCCAUUGGGGGUGUAGUAGUUGCGCGCCAGCCCAGCGGCAUAGGGGUCGAAAGGCCUGCAAAUUAAGCCCACAGGAAAUACAGCGCACGGAUGACCACCUCACGUGCACGGUGCUUGUGCAUCAUUUCCUACUUACGGGUGGUUGUGCCGGUCGUUGCUGCCUCUCUGGACGAUGGGCGCGACAAUGUCCUGGUUCCAGCACACCCACGCCUCAUCGCCGUCAUAGUCGCCCCCGCCCAUCAGGUCAGCCGGGCUCCGCUCGAGCGAUUCAUGUGCAGAAAGCACCAGCAAUCCCGCGUAGCUGCGCGUCCGCUCGGUGAGCGGCACGUCAUCGAGCGUCGACACGGCGUUCAGCAACUGGGGGUCACACAGAACACACCGAGACAGAUGUUGUGUCCGUCGUCUUGUUUGGCGGAUGUGUGUGUGUGUGUGUGUGUGUGUGUGGCGCACCAGCAGCUCCUCUGGCUGCCGGACAGGGUUUCUGCAGGCCACCACAUGGCCGACAAAGGGCCGGCCGCCCACCAGCACGUAACACUCAUUGGCCUGCAGCCUUCGCGUGUAGUCAGGCACCUGAAGACACACCACGGAGUGGUGUGGUGUGGUGUGUUGUCUGCGAUGUGUCGCGAGUGUUUGGUGGCCGGGCCGACCAUGAUGAAUCGAGCAGACGAGGGACACCUGAUGUGCAUUUUGUCGCGCAGCCUGUCGAGGGCACACUUGGCCACCUGGUGCACCAUCUCCAUCAGAUAAGGCUCAUCUACACCCACACCCACACACACACACACACAUACAGAGAGAGAGAGAGAGAGAUGGAUCAAGGGAGGGAGCGAGGGAGGGAGGGGUGAUGUCUCACUGACUCAUGGUGAUGCCUGCCUUGAGCAACUGCGCCACUCUCCCGUAGAGCCCCGCCUGCUUGUCGUCCGUGUUGGUGCUAAUCACACGACGAUAGAGCUCCUGCCGGCCCUCGGGCUUGUACAAAGCCUCUAUGCUCGCUAUCUGACACAGACAGACACACAUAUGCACGACACACACAUUCUGUGCUGAUUGAUGACGGGGAGGGGAGAGGUGGUGGUGGGAUGCUCACUUCAGGGUCUACAAGUCGCUUGAACACCUCCACGGGCACGCCCCGCUCCCAGAGCACCCAUACGACCUCCACUGACAGCGAGGCGCCCUCGGUCGUGUCGAGAUAUGACUCUCGCAGCAGCUCCUCCAUCGUAGGGCCAACCUUGCACACCUGACAGACACAUAAAGCACUCAUCCAUCCAUCCAUCCAUCCAUCUGUGUGUGUAUGUGUGUGUGUCGACUGUGCCUGUCUGCACGUCAGCAUGGCAGCAUCUUACCUCUAUGUGUGUGUGCGCCUUGUCUAGGGUCAGCUCCGGCUGUGAGACGGCGCCUCUGAGUCUGAGGACCUCUUUGAGCCCCAGGUCGUACUUGAGCUGGUUGUCGGUCAAAAUUUCCAUGACGUUGUCCAUGCUGCCGUCAACCGCCAACACACCCUUGGCAGCACGGUACCGAAACUGACACACACCCACACAUGGAAGGAUGGAUGGAGGGAGGGAGGGAGGGGUGUCUUGCCUGUAUGUAAGAUGGCAGCUGCUCAACGUGUGUGCAGCAUCGGUCGAUGUGGUCUUUGAUCUGCUCGUCCGACAGCUGGGGGUGCUGCCGCCAAUACCAGAAACGAUACAACUCACGGGCCAUACCAACACCCAAACCUACACACACACACACACACACACAGCCUCCCUCUCUCACUCAGCCCCUCCCGCCGUACGUGAGCAUCCAUCCGAGAGGCUCGUCUGGCCAUCCGCCCCCCUGAUGUCCUCCGUCAAUCGCACCCGCGGCAGGCCACUCCCACUGUCCCACAGCGGCGCCACCUCUGACGUCUCAACGGUGCCCGAGAGGAGCAGUGCGAACCGCGCCAGGAACUUGGGCCAGGCCAUGGCCAUGUUGGCCCCGCCGGCUGCCUGGACGAUCAUGGCCCUCUGCUGGGCGUUGAGGUUGGCCUGGUCUAGAAGGGGAGGCGGGGAUGGCAGAUGGGGGUGGUAGAGGGGGCUGCAGGAAGGACACGACAGACACAUGAGGUGUGUGUGUGGCGGUGGUGUGCGAGUGGUUAUUGGAUAUAGGUACAUGUGCCAGUGGCGCAGCUGGUCGACCGUCACGUGAGGGGCACCUAAUGGACGAGGCACGAAGGGAAAGAGGGAUCCGCCAAUUCGUUGGUGAAAGUAAGACUUACCGGCGACCUCCUCUGCGAAAUAGAUGGCCUUGCACGAGUUGUUCCUGUCAUUCUGACACACACAUACGCACACACACACACACAUGAGUGCAGCCAUGGGUGCCCAGCUGAUUGAUUGACUGACAGACUCACCUUGUCGGAUCUGGGCAUGAAGAAUCGAUAGGUCCUGCCGGCGAGCACGAAGCUCUCGAUGGGCUCGCCGUCCAUCCGCUCGUCGUCCUCGGCCAUCCCGCUGCUGGUGAACAGAAACCGGUCGCACCCCCACCGCCGAAACGCUCGGUUGCUCUUGCUAGACACCUGCACACAUCACAUCGGUUCCACCAUUGCAGACAUAAUGCAUAUCACCAUUGUGUGUGUGUGUGUGUGUGUCAUGCCAGGCCGACCUGUGACUUGAUGUCGUCCAGACACACAAUAACGCCGCCGCCGCCGGUGUCCUCCUCCCCUCCGACUCCUCUGCGGAUGAACACCUUGAACUUUGUAUUCUCGGCUCUUGACAUAUCCUCGUCAGAUGAACAGUUCGUCGGUGGUGGCUGAGGUGCCUGCCGCAGCUCGUCCUCAGGGAUGGGUGUGCCGCAGCCGUGCUUGCCGACCAUGGCCUGCAUGUGUUGCAGGAAGGCCAGCAGCCGGCGCUCGCGGCAGUGGGAGAUAUUGCCGUGUGAGGGUCGGGCUGACCGCCUCGAGGAGCGGGAGGGGGAGAUCCCCUCCAUCGGCACGGGACUCUCACUCAUUCACUUAGCACAGGGAGCCGGGAUGUAUUCCUGGCAAGUGUUCCUGUGC
Vitrella brassicaformis is the source of this 4902-nucleotide messenger RNA. The record is from the annotation of a GenBank genome assembly. NCBI's taxonomy places the organism in Eukaryota, Vitrellaceae.